Messenger RNA from Cicer arietinum (chickpea), 820 nucleotides. RefSeq lists its product as uncharacterized. The record is from RefSeq and is a predicted model, not a curated record. NCBI's taxonomy places the organism in Eukaryota, Viridiplantae, Streptophyta, Magnoliopsida, Fabales, Fabaceae.
AAGAGCAUACAAUCUUAGCCGCAAACAUUAUUAUAGUUUGUGUGUUAUCCACAUAGCUUCAUCAUCACUUUCUCUACUCUACUCUUAUCUUCCAAUGUCGUUCACCGUUGCCACCGUUAAUACCGGUGGUUCAGGAAUCCUCUACAACACCACAACAACAACCACACCCUACACCCUCCCAUCAUCAUGUUCAAGAAGAAGAACCCUUCACAUAGUUUCAGCUAAGAAAUUCUCUCCUCGUUCAAGAAAAAUCCUACCAACAACAACAACAACAACAAAUAGUGAUCUUGAAACACAACCAACGGCUGAGAUUGAUAUACCCUUUUACUCAGAUGAAGAUUGGCCGUUUCCUUGGAGACCUCCUGGUACCACAAAGGAACCCGAUUUCUUUGAAGGUCCUCAGUGGAAUACUCUUGGUUUCAUUGGAGAGUAUCUUUGGAUUCUUGGUGGUCUUUUUGCGACUGAGUUAUUGAGUUGAAGUUUACAAAGAGCUGGAAUUUCCAUAGCAAGUGUUAAUGGGGAAAGAGGUAAAAGAAGUAUCAUUGAGCAAGAGACAAAGACAAUGUGCCGUAGAAUUGCUCGAGGUUGCUACAACAUUGCGAUCCUAGAGUUGCGACCUUGGACGAAUGGCGUGCAAGGAAUGAGAGGAAGGAGGGUUGAUGUACAUGGAGCUAUGGUUGGACUUGAGGAGAGUUGAUGUACAAGAAUUGCAAUGUGUAAAAGAAACCAUUGUGUUGUUUGUUAAUGUGUGAAGAGAGGACUAUUAACUAAUGUUUCUACAUAACAAAAUAAGAACUAUUUUGUGUGAGUUUUUACAUUU